CAACCCUAUCCCAGCAGCAAAAGUGCCAAAAAUCAGCCACUGGCAUAUCUGCCAGGAAGAUGUUGCCUUUCUCCGCUCAAUUGCUAAAACCCUGACAAAUCCUGCUUUCCCCAGGUAGAUGACUCUCCUGUCUCCUCCAAUUGCACGGAGCUUCCAGCUUGAUUGUUUCUGUUCCACCCAUGUCUGCAAUCCAAACACCACCGCGCAAUCACCUCCCUCGCUCUCUCACUUCUCUCCGAAAACCAUCAAGGAAACUAAUCUUUUCUUCCACCCUGGCCAACAAGACUGUGCCUUGGCAACCCAGAAAGCUGCUCUGCAAACCCCCUCAGGCUCAGGGCAAGUAUGCCAGAGAAGACUAUCUUGUGAAGUAGUCAGCUGAGGAGGUGCAGAAGUUAGUGAAGGGGCGAGAGAACUGUACUCCUUAUUAUUGAUUUCAAUGCAAUAUGGUGUGGACCCUGCAUUUUUUGAUGG
Rubroshorea leprosula is the source of this 471-nucleotide messenger RNA. The record is from the annotation of a GenBank genome assembly. NCBI's taxonomy places the organism in Eukaryota, Viridiplantae, Streptophyta, Magnoliopsida, Malvales, Dipterocarpaceae.